AUGACAGUUUCGUACGCGCUGACCGUCUCCUCCGUCAGCUAUUGUGCAUUUCUAAAGUUGUUGCGAAAAUGGAGAGGAUCGAUUUUGAAAGCCGUGUGGGCGGAGCUUCUUGUCUGGCUCAUUUUGUACGCAAUCAUCGCGAUUAUCAUCAAUUUGUGCUGUCCGAUUGAGGCCGUCAGGUUUGUGAAUUCAAAGUGAUGUAUCUCAGUUGUGGGUGGAGAUAUCAAAAAGCGGUCAACUGAUGAAAUGAGCGUUUUGAAAUUGUGAACAUUUUAUCAGUUGACCACUUUUUGCCAUCUCUACUGACAGCUGAGAUACCGUAGUUUGAAUGAACAGUUUUAAUGGAUUGCUAUUGAAAACCUUUUGUUGCAGCCGAUUUUAAACAGACAAUAAUUUUUAGACACAUCAGCAAUGAGCUGGCCCGUUUGAAUGGCCAUUUGGAGAGUUUGGAUCUGAAAUUCAUGCUCGGCUUUUUCGUGACGAUUGUGGUGGACCGAUGGAAGACUAUCCUACAGAAUAUCAGUUUUAUUGAAACGUACGAACCUCCUGCACAUGAACUGAAGUAUUGUCGGACAAAACUUUGAUGUGAAGGGCCUGAAACUAAAGAAGAAAAAACUUGCUCAGUUUGACCAAUUUCAUAAACUUUUCGGAUAAUCUGUAAUUUGGUCCGUAUUGAUCGGAUGCGAAAUUGUAAUUUUAUUAGUUAAAAAUUAACUUUUACGACCUCAAAUACUCGUAAUUUGCACAUUAUCUCAGUUCAGCGUGGCACUUUCUGUGAGUACAAUCAUUCGCGGAAAAGACGAUAAUGUGCGGCUGGCGAGACGAUCGAUAGUACGGUAUUUGGUGCUUUCGCAGGUAUACUGUAGCAAUGCCCGCAUUCAAAACGAUUUAUCUCAACUGCGAGUGGAGUUAUCAAAAAGAUGUCAACUAAUAAAAUGUUCACUAAAAAAUUGUGUACAUUUUAUCAGUUCACCACUUUUUGAUAUCUCUGCCCACAGCUGAGAUACAGUAGUUUAAAUAGAAUCCGUUCAGGUAAUGGUGUAUCGUGACAUAUCCAUGAGGGUCCGAAGACGAUUUCCAACUAUGAAAAGCCUUGUGGAAGCCGGUAAAUCACAAUUUUUCCCCGGUAUUCCAAUAUUUGUCAAAAAAAAAGGUUUUCUAUUCGAAAAUGAGCUGCGGGAGCUCGAUUCGACUGAAAAUGUGUUCAACAAGUACUGGAUGCCCAUCAAUUGGUGCAAUUCGAUUGUUUGGAGAAUGCAAGAGGUAAUAGUAUGCAAUUCGGAUGUCUUUUUCAAAAGACUUAUUCAUGUUUCGUCAAACCACUCGAUUUUCAGCAGAAAUACAUUGACGCGCCAGUUUCCACGAAUAAUGUUUUGAAUGUAAGCUCGUUUCCCUUCCGGACGCCUCAAAACUCAUUCAGAAUAUUCGAGACUUCCGGAUUCAGCUGGAGAAUCUCUGCAAAUUCGACUGGGUGCCGAUUCCGAUCGCUUAUCCACAGGUUUCCAGACAGUUUUGACGCCAGAAACUACCAGGAUUUUAGGUGGUCUUCCUCGCGGUCCGCAUCGUUUUCUUCUUGGCACUCUUCACGAGACAGUACAUUCCGGUCGACGAGUUCGGCCUUGUGAGUACCUUUUCGCAUUGGAAUCUUUGAACCUUCUGCCCUUAUUUUCUAGUUGACCACUUUUUUGUACAGCAACUCGGAAGACUACUGUAGCUAUUGGAAGUAGGUCCACUUUUUUCUCAUAAAACUACUUCGUAAGGGCGCUCUACUGCACACCACGUGCGAUUCAGCGCGAAUUUGCAAUAGUCUUAAAGUGUGGUACAACUUCCAAGAGCUACAGUAACCCAGGGAGUGGUCGUACGAAAAAGUUGUCAACUUCAAAAAUCAAGAUUUCAGUGGUACCGCUACAUUCCCCUAAUGCCCGCAAUGUCGUUUCUUUUCUACGUUGGAUGGAUGAAAGUGAGUUAAUGGCUUUUUGCAAUAAAAUCCAUGAAAAGUACGUUGACAGGUGGCUGAAGGCCUUCUGAAUUCGUUCGGAGAAGACGACGAUGAUUUCGAAGGAAAUUGGGUCAUUGACAAGAAUAUUACGGUUUGUUAUUCAUCAUUUAUUGAAUUGCACAGACAAAUUCCGUUAUUUUGAGCACUUUUUUGCAGACCGGAAUGGAGAUAGUGGACGGAAGUCACGCAGAGUGUCCCGAUUUGAAUAUCGAUCGGUUCGCCGACCCGAAAUUCGGUCCCAUGUACCCGAUUUUGCUCGAAAAUGCGACGAACAACCUGCAAGGAUCGGCCGCCGACGUUGUGUGAGUGAAACUACCAAUAUCGUUGCGUUAGAUUUGCCAUUUUGCUCAAAAAUCAUAAUAAAUCUCCUCAUCUUUGGACACUUGGAUCUCGAGAUCCGAUGAGUUUCUCCAAUAGUGGUCCACCGAAAAGAUGUAGCCAAUCUUGUGCUUAACAACUUUUUCAUUGAACAUUUCACUCCAAAACUUGUCCGAAACUCCGAAAAACUUGUAGACUGGAGUAACGUUUUUGCAAGAUACAUAUUCGGAUUUAUAUGGAUUGGUUGAAACGCGAAAAUCUAGUUGACUAGUGCUUCAAAAUCCUUUUCCAGAAUCCCAGAAACGUCUCGGAUGGUGCACGUGGACAGCCAAUCGUCAAUGGCUUCUGAAUCGAACAAUCAACCGAGACAGUCUUCGAUUCGAAGAAGGUUCCAGAGAUUGAGCUCACGGUUGAAGUUGGGGUACGUUUCGGAAGUGUACAAUAUCGGAAAUGAGUUUAAAGGCGAACCACGUCGGCGCCAAGGAUCACCAUCAAAUCACCGGCGGCUGACAGCACGCACAGUGCGUUCAGCAGUUAGUUUCCAGAACAAAUCGGUUCUUUAAUGAUAUUGACGGUUUAGAUCUGGAAUUUGUGACCGAGGAGAGUGAGGAUCCGCGAGCCGACAUGAGGAUUGAGAUGGAUAAUAGCGAGAGGGGGAAGAAGUAG
This is a messenger RNA of Caenorhabditis sp. 36 PRJEB53466, 2983 nucleotides long. The record is from the annotation of a GenBank genome assembly. Lineage: Eukaryota; Metazoa; Nematoda; Chromadorea; Rhabditida; Rhabditidae.